This is a messenger RNA of Protopolystoma xenopodis, 273 nucleotides long. NCBI's taxonomy places the organism in Eukaryota, Metazoa, Platyhelminthes, Monogenea, Polystomatidea, Polystomatidae. The record is from the annotation of a GenBank genome assembly.
AUGCAACGCCGUCCUCUUACAAGGAUUGAGCUUCGCCUCACUGAUGUCACCGAGUUUGAAGAGUAUCUAGCUGACAAAUUAAAGCUGGAUAAUAAAGACAAUAAAGGCCCUAAUACUGCUGUAUCUAAUAAUAGCAGUUCCACUGCUUCGCAGGAAAAAUUAGGUAACAAUAGCACCUUCAUGCUAAAAAAGAUUCUUGACAUAUCUACUCUUAUCAGGUCUCCGUCAGAACUACCUUCUAUUCUUUGUCUGGGAAGCAUCUUUGAGCAUUGA